CCGCCUCGCCUCUGAGCCCCGUUCUGCGCAUGCUCCGCUCAGAGUUUAGGGUGGGAGAGUUAGCCGUUAGCACGGAAAGCUAACAGCCGGAGUGUGUAAUGGCGGCCUCGGUGUUGUUGGGGUCUGCGGACAACACCGGACUCAGCUUCACGGUGGGAAGCGGCGGCGCCGGAAGUGUGUUAGGGCGGAACAAUCACGGGUUGGGUCCGGCGGGGCCGGCGCCCUGGAACCGUUCUCUGGACCGGGCGCUGGACGAAGCCUCGGCCACCGGGUGUCUGAACCUCAGCGGCAGGAAGCUGAAGGAGUUCCCCCGGAGCGCCGCUAACCACGACCUGACGGACACGACGAGGGCCGAUCUGUCUCGUAACCGCCUGGCGGAUCUUCCUCUGGACGUGUGUGUCUUCGUGUCUCUGGAGAGUCUGAACCUGUAUCAGAACUGUGUGAGGUCUCUGCCCGACAGUCUGCUCAACCUGCAGGCCCUCACCUACCUGAACCUCAGUCGGAACCAGCUGUCUGUCCUCCCUGUGGUCGUCUGCAGUCUUCCUCUGAAGGUUUUGAUCGCCUGCAACAACAAACUGGUUUCUUUACCAGAGGAAGUUGGACAACUGAGACAUCUCACUGAGCUGGACGUGAGCUGUAACGAGAUCCAGACGUUACCGUCUCAGGUGGGUCAGCUGGAGUCGCUACGAGACCUGAACAUCAGGAGGAACCAUCUGGUCCGACUGCCUCCAGAGUUGGCUGAACUUCCUCUGGUGCGUCUCGACUUCUCCUGUAACAAAGUGACGUCCAUCCCCGUCUGCUACCGACGACUCGCUCAGCUGCACACCAUCGUCCUCGACAACAACCCCCUGCAGAGCCCACCUGCACAGAUUUGUAUUAAAGGGAAGGUCCACAUAUUUAAGUAUCUGAACCUGGAGGCAAGUAAGACGACCCCCGACCUUCCAGACUACGACAGACGACCUCUGACCUUCAGCUCCUGUGGUGACGAGCUGUAUCCAGGACGACCGUACGGAGCGCUGGACUCCGGCUUCAACAGCGUCGACAGCGGAGACAAGAGGUGGUCGGGCAACGAGCCCACAGAGGAGCUGUCGGAGUUGACACAGAGAGUGGCGGAGAUCAGCAGAGAGCAGAGACAGAGGGCGGCGGCGGGGGCUGGAGCUCCGCUGCUGCCCAACGGAACACACGUGGAGCUGGAGCAGAUCGACUUCAUCGACAGCUGUGUGGGGGAGGAGGAGGAGGAGGAGGAGCGGCGGAGUCGAGGAGGGGGCCGGGACAGUGCCAGCCUCAGCUCACAGUUCAUGGCGUACAUCGAGAGACGCAUCACCAGAGAGGGUUCUCCAGUCAAAACACACCCGUCCAGGACGGAGGACACGAGGAGACACAUCAGGAGUGUGGUCGAUGGUGUCACAGCGCCCUCUACCUCCCACAACCAGACUGACUGGACUGCCCCCCACCCACAGAGAGAAGGAGGGGUGGAGAAGGUGAGGAGGGAGGCUCAUCUCGCAGCUCUGAGGUACGACGAGGAGAGACAGAAGAACCGCUCUGUCCCUAGUUCCACCAAGCAUAAAGCAGCUCAGAGUCCAACAAAGUCCAGUCCCGACAGUGAGACCGUCUACCCCUCCAGACACUCCACCCAUACAGAUGACUCCGCCCUCUUCAUGGGUGAGGACAGAGCAGCUCUGUUUUCGACAGCCAAUCAGUCGCCUUCCUACCCCAGUUCAGGCGGCGGGUCCUCCUGUCGGACAGCCAGUCUGAGACCAGAGAGCUUCCUGUUUCGCCUCGGCCAGAAAGAAGAGAAGAGGAAAGGUGACGCUGCUGCUGCUCCUCACAACCAGGAGGAGGCUCCUGCUGCUCCUCCUCUGGUCGGAGAAGAAGCUGAGCUGGUGGAGCAGCUGAGGAAGAACAUCGAGGCUCGCCUCAAAGUGUCGUUGCCCAGCGACCUGGGAGCCGCUCUGACAGAUGGGGUCGUGCUGUGUCACCUGGCCAAUCACGUGAGACCGCGGUCCGUCCCCAGCAUCCACGUCCCCUCCCCCGCCGUGCCCAAACUCACCAUGGCCAAGUGUCGACGCAACGUAGAGAACUUCCUGGAAGCGUGUCGCAGGAUCGGAGUCCCACAGAGUCAGUUGUGUCUUCCUCUUCACAUCCUGGAGGAGCGAGGGCUCCCCCAAGUGGCCGGGACCGUCAGCACCCUGCUCGACCUCGCCCCGCGCCGACAUCCCGUCACCACCACGACCAAGACAUCAUGAACCACACCCGGACCUUCUGUCACCGUGUAGACGGCGCUAACACCACCACCCUCGUCGUCAUCCUCUUCAUCAUUGCACACGCUCAGUCCGCCUCAGGAAACGUACAACCUCAUGAGUUUAGAUAAAUCAACAUCUGAUGGAGACGAACAGCUAAAAAACAGUAACAGAGCUCAGGUUUUAUCUCUGAAUGAUCCGACGCAAAGUGAAACUAAAGUCACUAAAGUGACUGGCAGCUCAGCCAAUCACAACGUAAGAGCAGCAACGUAAGAGCACGUUGUGAU
Molecule: messenger RNA, 2527 nt
Organism: Scophthalmus maximus (turbot)
Lineage: Eukaryota; Metazoa; Chordata; Actinopteri; Pleuronectiformes; Scophthalmidae
Gene: lrch3
Product: leucine-rich repeats and calponin homology (CH) domain containing 3
Exons: 20
Coding region: 99-2246 (715 amino acids)
Molecular function (GO): protein binding
Source: RefSeq, a predicted model, not a curated record